This is a messenger RNA of Brassica oleracea var. oleracea, 909 nucleotides long. RefSeq lists its product as uncharacterized. The transcript has 2 exons. The coding region runs from base 1 to 909 and encodes 302 amino acids. The record is from RefSeq and is a predicted model, not a curated record. NCBI's taxonomy places the organism in Eukaryota, Viridiplantae, Streptophyta, Magnoliopsida, Brassicales, Brassicaceae.
AUGCUCAAGUUGAGAGAUGCCGCUCGAACUUUUCAUAUGAAGGCGGUGGGGAAUGGGAAACUUAUCUCCUUCUGGUUUGAUCGCUGGUCGGAGAUUGGGGUGAUGAUUGAGAUACUUAGUGAAAGAGGUUUAAUAGAAAUGGGAAUUCGUCGGGAAGCUACUUUGGAAGAGGUUCUUUGGAACCAAAGGAGGAAGAAGAGACACAGAUGGCCUCUGUCAAAUGAAGUUGAAAAGGAGCUGAGUAUAGUCAAAGAUAAGCUGACUCUGGAUAUGGAUAUGGAUGAUGUGGAUAUGUGGAGAUGGAAGUCAGGGUUCAAACCCAGCUUCUCAACUUCCGAGACAUGGUCGAUGAUCCGAGAAGUAGCGACGCCAUGCACCUGGGGGCAGAGUAUCUGGUUCGCACAUGCCACAAUGGACCGAAUCGCUGGUUGGAAUCCAGGUGUAGACACUACUUGUGUUUUAUGUAAAAGAACCCCUGAGACAAGAAAUCAUCUGUUUUUUGAGUGCUCCUUCUCAUCCUUGAUUUGGGAACAUCUUGUCAAAGGGCUGUUGGGUAUAGCUUACUCGAACAAGUGGAAUAUUAUGGUUGAGCUAGUCUAUGUUCCGACAAUGGAGAAAAGAAAGAGGUUCUGUCUCAGAUAUGCACUACAGGUCACUGUGUACACGCUGUGGUGGGAGCGUAAUAUGCGACGACAUGGAGACCCUCUGAGGCCGAUGCAAUUUUUGGCUAAAUUCAUAGAUAAGUCAAUCAGGAACCAGCUGAGCCUAGUGCAAAUGAAGGAAAUGAAAGGGUCAGCUGGGUUUGGUGGUCUUCAAUUCGAGCAACCACCUCGUUGUAGAUUUGCUCGGACCAAGGAUCAACAAAUUGCCCAGCCUUGUUCUUGUGAAUCCUCUCGUAAAGAUCCUUAA